Epinephelus lanceolatus (giant grouper) is the source of this 909-nucleotide messenger RNA. NCBI's taxonomy places the organism in Eukaryota, Metazoa, Chordata, Actinopteri, Perciformes, Serranidae. The record is from RefSeq and is a predicted model, not a curated record.
AUGGAGUCCAAACCCCCAAAAACUAUUGUGCAGGACACACUGAUGCACCUCAAAUACAGGGAUGCAGCUAUGUUCUGCCUCGAGCUGGACAGACGCAUAGGUGUGCCGGUGGUUGCUUUGUUGAAGCUGGCAGCAAAACCUGGAGACGCCUCAGAGAUGAUAGACCAUCUGUUUUCAAGCUUCACUGAGGCUGAUGCAGUGUCAGUGGCUGUGGAUGUACUGAAGGAGAUUGACUACGACACACUCAAACUAGAGGAGCGCUUGAGAAAAAGCAGAGCUGAGCUGAUCCAUGGUGUGAGCAACGUUGAACCAAUUUUGGAUGAGCUCCUCACCAAGGGAGUUAUUCAGCAAGACAGUUAUGAUAAAAUCAGUGCUCUCCCAACCUCGGCGGAGAAGAUGAAGGAACUCCACGAUGGUCAUCUGAAAACUGCUGGAGACAAAGAAAUCUUUUCCAGCAUCAUUGAGAGACUGGAGCCUCAUCUUCUCAUCGAGGAGACGUUACCACUUGAUGCACAGCGUGGGGUUACUGACCCAGAACCAGUCCAUAUGUCACACAAUGAUCCUCUUUUGAGUGUGGGGGCAACCGGAAGUGAUCUGUUCCCUGAGCAUGACUGGAUUAAACUUGAGCCUGAAGUGAACUGUGUGGAUGCAGACGAUGCUCCAGUUUACAGCCUGCAGUCUGAAGCAGGUGCCUUUGAAUGCAGUGUGUCUGGCUUGCGCUGGGUUUGUAAGGAAAAGGUCAGCUUCAAGUACCAGUUUUGCUCUUGGGAGGGGCACGCAGACAGACUGGAAACCAUGUGGUACAUCCCUGGAGGUCCCCUACUGGACAUUACAGUCAUUGCUGGAAAGUUAGAUGAAGCACAUUUGCCACACUGGAUCUGCACAGAAGACAACCCUACAGUCGUAUAA